GCCAUUAGGAAAUAUUGCUUAUUAAGUAUAUGACCCAUUUUAAUUGCUGACUUCACAGAACAAGAUACUUUCAGCAAAACUUGCAAGUCUUAUUGGUUUUCAUUACUUCAUGCAGGUGAUGCAUAUAAUUUAAUUAAUAUAAAAUGAAUCCAAUAUUUCUACUAUCAAUUCUCUAUUUCUUAUCUGCAUCAGCAACUAUACAUAGUAAAACUAAAAUAAAACCUUUAAAUGAUACUCUUACAACUUCAACUGAAUCUCCAAUUGGUUGUGUUUGUGGAAUUUUUUUAAGUGGACAGUUUGAAAAAGGCAACAAAGAGCCACCUAAAGGAAAUCCUGCUAUUUUUCAUAAUUUGCCUGGAACAUUUCCAUGUACUCCAAGUGGAAAUAGACUCUGUACAAAUAAAUGCUUGGACAUGAUUAUUAAAUAUUUGCCAAACAGUUCUAAAAUACUAUGUAGUUCAAUAAAACAUAACUGUCAUAAAGAAAAGGCUUACUUAUUUAUCAAGAACUGUAAAAGUGGCUGGAUUAAUACAAAUCUUUCUGCUGGAAGAGAGUAUUGUUGUAAGGGUGGCACACCAUACAAAUGUCCAGUAUAAUAUAUAAAAUGAAUAUCUUUUAUUAUGCUUUCAAUUUAUAAACUUUAUACCUUUUUAAUUCAAUAAAACUAUAUUUGAUUCUGC
Frieseomelitta varia is the source of this 680-nucleotide messenger RNA. It is a transcript of the gene Fcp3C, whose product is annotated as follicle cell protein 3C-1. The record is from RefSeq and is a predicted model, not a curated record. The transcript is spliced from 4 exons. Lineage: Eukaryota; Metazoa; Arthropoda; Insecta; Hymenoptera; Apidae. The coding region runs from base 144 to 596 and encodes 150 amino acids.